Coregonus clupeaformis (lake whitefish) is the source of this 3093-nucleotide messenger RNA. Its product is annotated as leucine zipper putative tumor suppressor 3. Gene Ontology annotation, biological process: regulation of dendritic spine morphogenesis. The record is from RefSeq and is a predicted model, not a curated record. The coding region runs from base 304 to 3093 and encodes 929 amino acids. The transcript has 7 exons. Gene Ontology annotation, cellular component: dendritic spine. Lineage: Eukaryota; Metazoa; Chordata; Actinopteri; Salmoniformes; Salmonidae.
UACACGGAUCUUCUCGCUGUCUCCAUCACCCGAUAUCCGCUACGGGCAAUAGCGGCUGCAGCCUCCCCCGACCAGAGCCACACGAGUAGGCUAUAGGCCUACUGCCACUCCAACGUCCCAAUCAGCGAACCCAGAAUCGGACAGCUCGCCGAGGAGCAGUGGAGCGACGUUAUUCGGCUUCAUUCGGCGUUGUCUGUGCUGCUUCUGCCCCUAAUAUGUGUGUCGGCAGGUGCUGCCUCCCUGCCCUCCAUCAUAGCGCGUGUGGAGCGCGGGGGGCUGAGUGAGGGGGGGCGCCCCCAGGGCAUGGGCAGUGUGGCCAGUGGGGAAUCCUCCUGGACCACCACCUCCUCUGGCCAGCAGCAACAGCAGCAGGAGAUCGCCAUGCGGAGCGUGGGCACCCGCACCACCCAGCAGAACAGCCUGCCUCGCGCCCCCCCACCACCCCCCUCCUCUUCCUCCUCCACCUCCAACUCCACCCACAGGGGCAGGAGCUUGGAAGAUAGGAGUUACAGCAUUGAGAGGUCCUCACAGCAACCUCCUCCCCUGACCCAUGCUAAGGGGACUACGGCGGACGAACGCAGCUUUGCCACCGUCGAGAACACUUCUUCUUCUUACUACGGCAGUGAGCGUCCUCCUCCGCUCUGCGAGGGGGCAGAGAGAGAGAGGACCCCUGUCCAUAACAACAGCAACAGACAGGUCUCCAAUGGCAAUCGGGGCGUUUCCAAUGGGAACCGAGCGGCGGCGGGUAACAGCGAGAGGCAGGUUGCCAAUGCAGUGUUUCUGAAUGGAGGCGGGCGGCGUGAUGGGCGUGACCAGAGGGAUGGGCGUGACCAGAGGGAUGGGCAGGGCCAGAGGGAUGGGCGUGACCAGAGGGAUGGGCGUGAUGGGGGUAGAGAGGUGCCAAGAGGGACGGUGAGUUUGGAUAUUUGCGGGAACAACGUGCUGAACAAUGAUAAGAACAGUAGCCAACAGCUGGCUCAGUACAAGGAGGCGGGUGCCAGCGCAGCCAAGGUGGACAACCAUAACAACCCCCCCAACAUCCUCCCCAUCUCUGGGAAGAUGGAGCAGGUUCAGAGCAAUGAUGGAUUGGUCCGCCCGUCGGCCUUUAAGCCUGUGGUGCCCAAGAGCUUCCACUCCAUGCAGAAUCUGGUGUGCCCCCCCCAAACCGGAGGAGUGGGCCGCAGUGCCGGAGGAGGUGCUGCAGGUGGUGGGUGUCCCAGUGUAACAGGACCCCUCAGAGACACAGACAGCCCUAGCAGCCGGGGUGGAGGUGGAGGUACCAGAGGCGGAGGAGGGGGUGGCAGCAGGGGCGUAGGCCAGGGGAGCCUAUCUGACUCAGGGAGGAAUUCUCUAACCAGCCUGCCCACCUAUGCUGGCUCGGGCUAUGGGCCCCCGCCUGUCCUGGGGCCCCUGAGCGCCUCUACCAGCCACAUCAACCGCCUGGGGGCCACGGGGGCCCUGGAGAAGUUGGAAAAGCCUGGUGGAGUUAGCGGUAGCGGCGCUAAUAGUGGUUACCAGAACGGACUGAGCGCCUCGGAUAGUGGUCGUUCCUCCUCCGGGAAGAGCUCCUUGUCCUAUCAGAGGCUCAGCCACCUGAGUGACGCCCCCGCACCGCUACGCCCCUCUCCCUCCUCCGAUGACGUCAUCCAGGACCUGGAGGACCGGCUAUGGGAGAGAGAGCAAGAGGUGCUCCACAUGCGCCGUAACCUGGACCAGAGCGAGGCGGCCAUCGUCCAGGUGUUUGAGGAGAAGCAGCGCGUGUGGGAGCUCCAGAUGGACGAGCUGCGGCAGAACUAUGCCUCGCGCCUGCAGCAGGUGACGCGUCGCGCCCAGCGCUCCCAGAGUGCCUUGCAGGCCCAGAUCAGCCGUCUGUCGCAGGAUAAGCGGCGCCUGCAGGAGGAGAUGGCUGCACUGCUGGCCCAGAGGGAGGAGCUGGAGAGGAAGUGCCUGGACUACAGGAAGGAGCAGGCUGACAUCCUGCCUCGCCUGGAGGAGACCAAGUGGGAGGUGUGUCAGAAGGCGGGGGAGAUCUCCCUGCUGAAGCAGCAGCUGAGGGAGAGCCAGGCGGAGGUGACCCAGCGGGCGGGGGAGAUGGUGGCCCUGCGGGGCCAGCUGAAGGAGGCCAACGCCCAGCUGAGGGACCGGGAGGAGGCCAUGCUGGGCCUCAAGGACUCUUACAGCACUAAGAGCCUGGAGCUGGAGCGCUGCGAGGGGGAGCUGCAAAGGACGCUGACCGAGGUCUCUCUGCUGAGGGACAAGCUGGGCAUGUUUGAGGCUGAGGUGGUGGGGCUGAAGCGGGCCCUGGGUGAGCUCAGUGCGAGGGAUAGGGCUAUCGAGGCUAGGGGUGGAGGUGGCAGAGGGAGCAGGGAAGUAUCCAGGACCAGAGUGGGGCUUUCCUCCCCACACAGCCCACUUGAGGGUUCUGCCUUCUCCUACCCGGCCCUGCCUCCACCCCCUGUACCUCCCCCAGAUGCCAUACUGAGUUUGCAGAGCGAUGAAGCUAAAGUUCAGCGUCAGGAGGCCCACCAGCGUCAGGAGGCCCACCAGCGUCAGGAGGCCCACCAGCUUCAAGAGGCUCAAUUGCGGCAGGAAAUCCACCAGCAGCGCCAGGAGGCCCAUCAACAGCACCAGGAGGCCCACCAGCAGUGGGAGGAGGCGGGGGAUCUGCGCCGGCAGCUGGAGCGCCUCCAAGGCGAGCUGCGUCUGGAGCGGCAGCAGCGCGAGCGACAGGCACUCACCUUCAAGAAGGAGCGCCACGUGUGGAUGGACGAAAAGGAGCGUGUGCUCAAGUACCAGGCCCAGCUGCAGCUUAGCUACGUGGAGACCCUGCAGAAGAACCAGGCCCUGGAGCUCCGCGUGGGCCACCUGGGCUCCAAGCUCACCUCCACCAACACCACCCCCUCGCCCACCUCACCACCCCCACUGUCCCUUGCCCCCAUCCCCCUGCCCGCCCCCGUCACCCCCCUACCCUCCCUCUCUCUCUCCCCACCUCCCCUCGCCGAGGACAAGAAUCUCCCCCCCACCCUCCACCAGCUGGCCCCGCCCUGGCCGGUGCCCACCCGUCUGGAGAGGAUAGAGUCCACAGAGAUCUAG